CUGUGUUGGAACCAGGACACGUCAGGGACCUUAAUGUACUUCCUGUCUCGGCCUGACUACUCUCGUGCUAUGUGGGACAACCCUAACUGUACUGGAUCAUCUACAUGUAGGGUAAACUCCUGUCCAAGGUCCACCCACCAGAAGGGCUUCAAAUCAUUAAAUUGGAGCUUCUUGAUUCAAGCCGUUACCAUGUGGAAAAUUGCAUCUGUGUUCUGGCUUCUUGUAUGUUUGGGUGUCAAUGAUGUUCACUUAUUUAAAGGAGAUUGGGAGAUAUCGACAAAAACAGGGGAUAAAGAGCACGCUGAUACUAACGCCAAUGUGUACAUCAUCUUGAUUUGGGCUAAUGGAAAAAACUCCAAGCCUAUAUUAUUAGACGACUUUUUUGUGAACGACUUUGAGCGAGGUGAUACUAACACCUUCUACUUCAAACACCGGGGUACAUUCAAUGACGUAUGCAAUAUCAGGAUCUAUCACGAUAACAGUGGCUAUUCCCCUGCCUGGUAUCUGGAAUGGGUGAAGGUGAAAUAUCAUAAAAUGCAAAAAUCCCGGAAGUUUAUUAUCAGGGACUGGGUCCCAACAGAACAAGAAGAGAGGAAUAUCAACUUUGUAAUACAGCGUACUCCACCGUGUAGCGCAGGUCCUCUGCCGUGAUGGAUCAACGUGGCAAUGGUAGACAGCGGAUGACAAGGAUGGAGAGAAGUAACGUGGCUUUGGAGCAGAUUUCCUGAGGUCAACCUACAGUACUGCAAACUGAAAUUUUUUUUCGCCGUCUAAACUUUGAAGGCAUCCAGGACUCAAAUACUUGCUGAAAUUGCUUUUAUUUGUAGAACGUUCUGGCAUGUCAUAAUAAAGAACGUCUGUUCAUGCAUGAA
Molecule: messenger RNA, 872 nt
Organism: Pomacea canaliculata
Lineage: Eukaryota; Metazoa; Mollusca; Gastropoda; Architaenioglossa; Ampullariidae
Product: lipoxygenase homology domain-containing protein 1-like
Exons: 6
Coding region: 34-651 (205 amino acids)
Molecular function (GO): protein binding
Source: RefSeq, a predicted model, not a curated record